AUGAUUACCUGGCGUUCGCUUGUCCGCAGCUUCCAACGGAACCACGCACCCAUCAGAUCUCAAGUACGGCAGCUGAGUCUGCUUGAACAUCAUUCAUACCACCUACUCAAAAAUUUCAAACUGCCAGUUCCACCGGGAUUCCUAGUAACAACCCCAGAGCAAGCCAAAGAUGUCGUCUCUGAGAUAAGCAAGUCCAUACACUCCCCCAAGUUUCCUAUUCUACCAAAACCUAACAUCCGAUCAGAUGGACCCUCGGUGAUAAAAGCCCAAGUCCUCGCAGGUGGACGCGGAAAAGGCAGAUUCAACAGCGAUGGCAAAAGCGGUGUUCGCAUUGUGGACUCACCAAGUGAAGCCUUUAAAAGCGCCACUAAAAUGCUCGGCUACUACCUAAAAACAGCGCAAAUUCCCCAUGACGGACUCCGCGUCGACAAGCUCUACGUCUACAAAGCCAUAUCUAUCGCACAGGAAUUCUACCUGGCAAUGGCAUUUGACCGGGCGCGCAUCUCACCCGUACUGCUCAUCUCCUCAUCGGGUGGAACAAACAUCGAAUCGAAUGUCGAUAAACUCCACAAACUCUGGUUUGGACUCUCGACAGGCAUAACCGACGAAAUUGACGCGUAUAUCCAAGCCGAGCUUGGAUUCUCAGAUUCCGAGAUGAAGGAUAUACACCGGAUCCUUGUUCAGAUGGUGAAAUUAUUCAAGGAGAAAGAUGCAACGCUGGUUGAGUUGAAUCCACUCGUUCGCACGAAUGAGGGAGAGUUUGUUUGUCUGGAUGCCAAGUUUGGGUUUGAUAACGCGGCGCGGUAUAGACAGAAGGAGAUCUUUGCAUUAGAGGAACGAUCGCCCGAGGAAGAGGAGGAGUAUCAGCUAGGAAAAUUGGGACUUUCUUAUGUGCGGCUUGAGGGGAAUAUUGGGAAUAUUGUUAAUGGGGCUGGGUUGGCGAUGGCGACUAAUGAUCUUAUCAGUUUGUAUGGAGGUGAAUGUGCUAAUUUUUUGGAUGUUGGAGGUGGGGCUACGAAGGAGACUCUGUCAAGGGCUUUUGAGAUCUUGAAGAAGGAUCAGAGGGUUAAGGGGAUUUUGAUUAAUAUUUAUGGUGGAAUCGUGCGAUGUGAUAUGAUUGCCGAGGCGAUUGUUUCCGCUGCUGCUGAGAUGGGUGGUUUCAAAUGUCCGGUUGUGGUUCGGUUGCAGGGUACUAAUUCUGAAAAGCGGUUGAAGCUGGUCGAACACUCUGGUUUGGAUAACUUGGUUGUAGAAGCCGAAUUUGAGAAAGCUGCUCAGAUGAUUGUAAAGAAAACACCUGGGGUUGAAUUUUGA
This is a messenger RNA of Penicillium vulpinum, 1314 nucleotides long. Its product is annotated as succinate--CoA ligase subunit beta. The transcript is spliced from 6 exons. The record is from RefSeq and is a predicted model, not a curated record. NCBI's taxonomy places the organism in Eukaryota, Fungi, Ascomycota, Eurotiomycetes, Eurotiales, Aspergillaceae. Gene Ontology annotation, molecular function: ATP binding; succinate-CoA ligase (ADP-forming) activity. Gene Ontology annotation, cellular component: mitochondrion; succinate-CoA ligase complex. Bases 1 to 1314 code for a protein of 437 amino acids. Gene Ontology annotation, biological process: tricarboxylic acid cycle; succinyl-CoA metabolic process.